Molecule: messenger RNA, 803 nt
Organism: Drosophila teissieri
Lineage: Eukaryota; Metazoa; Arthropoda; Insecta; Diptera; Drosophilidae
Product: receptor-transporting protein 3
Exons: 1
Coding region: 78-665 (195 amino acids)
Source: RefSeq, a predicted model, not a curated record
CCCGAUCUGGUAGCUUCGGGCUAUAAAUAAGUCGACUUGGAUUGAGAAGUCAGAACAGAAGCCCUUCAACCGCGAAAAUGAGUAAACCGAUUGACGCACCACUAGCUAUUCUUGUCCUGAGCCUGUUGGCACUGAGUUCCGCGGAACCAAUCCGCCGGAGAUUUCCGGUUCGCCAGGUGGAGGACAUACCCAGUCCUUUGCCCACGGGAUAUCCGGAGGCCGGCAUCACUCCGAGUGUCCCCUUCGAUUUGCCAAGUUCGACAAUCAAGCCGGAGAACUCUUAUCUGCCGCCUGAUAACACUUAUGGACCUCCAGACAACACAUAUGGGCCACCAGAUAACACUUACGGACUUCCAGAGGCCGACUCCGUGCCGGUUAUUGCUCCCGAGGCUGAAUCGCAGCCAGAGAAUCCCAUCGAGACUGAUGAUAUUCCAGAAACUGACGAACCAUCGGUGGACGGUGCCAGGCUGCAGCCCGCUGAUGAGGACGCCGAGGAGGAUGAACCACAGUUGGAAGUUGCUGAGGAUGGCACUGUGAUUGUUGUAGCCAGCAGUCUUGACCAGCCUCAGCCCGUUCAGCCCGCACGCCUCUACCAACGAUUUCCUCAAGGACGGCGUUCUCAGAAGCCCGUUUCUCAGCGUCUAAUCCUGCGUCGCAGUAGGUAGGCUUAACAACUUUGGCGUAAGACUUUACUGCAUCAGACUUUAUCAAUCACUUAAUAAUCACUGCAUCAAAAAAUUAGAUGUUAGAUCUAUUCUUGUGACAUCAUUCGGGCACCGUACACCGAAAAAUGUAUUCACAUA